Physella acuta is the source of this 1838-nucleotide messenger RNA. RefSeq lists its product as uncharacterized. Lineage: Eukaryota; Metazoa; Mollusca; Gastropoda; Physidae. The record is from RefSeq and is a predicted model, not a curated record.
UUUAAGCUCUCGUCUGCACAGUUCGGCAGUCCUGUUGAAGUGUUUCUUCAACAAAAUUACCGUUUUACAUUAAAGAUGAUUUUGGCUGUAAAGGUCUCGGUAUUGGCUUUGCUGGUUUACGGGGCUAAUGCUGGCUGUAGCAGAUCAAACUGGUGGUCCAGUAUGGACAAGACAGGGCUAUCAAAAUGUGACAAUGAAACAGAUUUCAUCUCGGGUUUGUAUAGGAACGAGAGAAUAAGCUGGGAUGACGACGCUUUGCAGCUGUUGGAAGAGGCGGAAUGUUGCACCAGAAACUGGACUUGGACACAAUCUAAAACCCAAACCGUGUACGCUGAUUGGUGGUUUACAUUUGACAGAUCAAAUUCUUGGGUUUAUUGUCCAGCUGGUUAUUUCCUGAAUGGUUUGUACAGAAAUGAGAACAACCCAGGUCUCUUACAUAACAUCGAAGAAGGGAGAUGUUCCAAGCCAGCCGACCACCCCCCAUACCACGGGCACUGUUAUGACCAAGACAUCGGUUUAUGUUUUGAUAACAAAGGCUUAUGUAGAUGUAACAACGACUACUACGUCACCGGUAUACAUCGCGGAAACUGUGACCAACUCCACUGCCUAGAUCAGCUGAGAUGUUGCACGACAGUUUCAGCACCGGAAGAACUAGACGAGAUGUACAAGGUAAAGACUCACAUCAUGGACACCACGAUGUCGGAGAUGGCUUAUCUGGCUCAUUAUUUGGGUUAUGGCUGGUGCUCGGGUUGUAGAGCGGCAUCUGUUGGAGAAGAUUUUAGAAGAAGUGGCGACACUUGGAACGCUGAUAAAAGUGGACGCUGCGAAGGAUACAUGAGUGAUAAACGUCUGAGCAUGGCCUAUGGUGACUGGAGCUUUGAGAUGAAGGACAUCAAGUAUGGAGAACCUGUGACACAGGACUUAAAACCAGAAACGUUAGACUCUGGUACUAUUUAUAACAAUGAUCAGGCUGAAGCAACAAAAACUAUCGAGAGAUCUGAGACCAGUGUCCGUAGCGUCACCCACACCACAACAAGUUCUUGGAAAUACAGCCACGAGCUAAAUGUCCAGGUGAGUUACAUGCCAUUUGGUUUAGGAGUGUCUGCCGGCUAUAAAUUCAACUAUGAGACCAGCACCACAACAUCUGAUGAAACCAAGAGAGAACAGUCAAAAACCUUUUCAGUCAGCACAUCUAAAACUCUGAGGCCGAAUUCUGCUGCUAAAUGGAGUCUUAUCCUGUCCAAAACAAGAACCUCUGUCACCUACACUGCUACUGUUAUAGCAAAGUUUUCCACCGAGUUUAGAGGAUUUCUGCGUAAAGGAACCAGCAAUACCGAUACCAACUACCAUUACCAGUAUCGUGGUAGCGGAGAUCACCCAACGUUUCACAACAGAUUCGGCGACUCCAGCAUUCCCUUCUACACAGCCCUGAAACGACAAAGCGAAACCAACUCACAGCCUUGGUUGUGGAAUGACAUAAAAAAUGUCUACUCGGGGGCUCAAAAGUUAAUCGAUGAUUUGUCUAAUGAAAACAGAUACAUGUUUACAAUAUCUGGCAGGUUUGAUGACGUAAGCGGCAAGCAGGCCGAGUUCCGCUGGGACUCUGCUCCGUUACGCAAGCGAUCAGCAACUCGUGGCGAGAACGUGCCGGAUGUCAUACACCAGAACUCCACUCACGUCGCCAAGGCUCUGCCUAACGAUGUUCCACCGGUGAAGCUUGACCCCCCUAAAGUCAACAUCGAGAUCAGUAACCAAACCAAGUUUGAGAACCACGAGUUAUCUGGUUCCUAAAUAUAUAAAACAUUUAACCAAUCAUAAUAAAAUCAAUAGAGGCAUGU